Molecule: messenger RNA, 672 nt
Organism: Postia placenta MAD-698-R-SB12
Lineage: Eukaryota; Fungi; Basidiomycota; Agaricomycetes; Polyporales; Adustoporiaceae
Exons: 3
Cellular component (GO): mitochondrion
Source: RefSeq, a predicted model, not a curated record
CGAUCCUCUGACCACGUCCUCGACCACCUCCGCACACUCAUUGACGACCCGCCAGCAUGGCGCGCCGAGCUCACGUCCCUCGACGCUGCGGGCUACGUCCCCGAGAUCGUCUUUGUCGACGCGGGGCUCGUGACGACGCUGAAUGACAAGAACCGCACGAACUUCCUCGACCUGUUCCGCGCGGUCGCCGAGUUCGACGGGUACCGCGCGGGGACGCUGAUGGUGGAGCGCUGCCGCACGCCGCAGCUCGCGGUGGACGCGGAGAUGUUCGCGCUGCGCAUGCAGCACAUCGUGUUGAACGUGAAGCGCAAGACGUUCUCGCUCGGGCAGAUCAAGAUCUCGGACAUCCUCACGGCGGUGCUGCGCGCGGUGCGCCAGCACCACGUCAAGAUGGAGGCGGACUUUGUGAACACGGUCAUCUCGAUCCUGCUGCUGGAGGGCAUCGGGCGCCAGCUGGACCCCGGGCUCGACCUGUUCAAGAGCGCGCUGCCGAUCUUGCGGCAGCUCGGGAGGCAGAUGUCGACGCAGGAGACGAUCGCGAGCAUGCCGGCGGGGAAUCUGGGCGCAUUCUUGAAGGUGUGGGUGUACAUGGAGGCCCGGGAGCUGGCAAAUUCAGCAUUGAUAGACGCGGACAAGCUGGUCAUGUAUGACUGGCUUACACCCAACAUAUAG